Messenger RNA from Alligator mississippiensis (American alligator), 3430 nucleotides. It is a transcript of the gene ZAR1, whose product is annotated as zygote arrest 1. The record is from RefSeq and is a predicted model, not a curated record. The transcript has 4 exons. Gene Ontology annotation, cellular component: cytoplasm. Lineage: Eukaryota; Metazoa; Chordata; Crocodylia; Alligatoridae. Gene Ontology annotation, biological process: translation. Gene Ontology annotation, molecular function: mRNA base-pairing post-transcriptional repressor activity. Bases 123 to 1151 code for a protein of 342 amino acids.
GCUCCGGCUGCAGCGGCCGCGUCUCCCCCGGGCCCGGACACCUGCGCGCCAGGUGCCGCCCUCGCACCUGCUGCCCGGCCCGGCCCUAUUUAGGCGGGCCGUGGGGGCGGCCCCGGGCAGCCAUGGCGGACGAGGCGAUGGAGAGCUACCUGUACUCCGCCUACAGCCCCUACGCCUACCGCUACCCGGCGCCCAAGGGCAAGGGCGGCGCGGGCGGGUGGCGGGCGCGGGGCGGCGGCGGCUACGUGGCGGGCUACGCGGAGCCGACGGCGGCCGACUACUUCGACAACUACCAGCGCGCGCAGCUGCGGGCCAUCCUGGCGCAGGUGAGCCCGGGGCUGACCCCGCGCCUGCGCAAGGCCAACACCAGGGAGGUGGGCGUGCAGGUCAACCCGCGCCGCGACGCCGCCGUGCAGUGCUCGCUCGGCCCGCGCACGCUGCCCCCGCCCCCGCCGCGCCGCCGGCCCGAGCCCGAGCCCGAGCCCGAGCCCGAGCAGGAGCUGGGCAGCCCCGCCACGGCCGGCGGCCGCCCCGUGCGCUUCCCGCGCACCAUCGCCGUCUACUCGCCCGUGGCCUCGCGCCGCCUCCCUGCGCUGCUGCACGAGGCCGAAGCCGAGGCGGAGGCGCCGGCGGGGCCCGCGGGGCAGGGCGCCGAGGCCGAGCCCUCUGCCGAGACGGUGCGGGCGAGCUGGGAGCAGCCCCCCGACGGCGGCGGCGCCGAGCCCCGCGAGCAGGGCGGGGAGCCGGAGGGUGCAGAGCCGGAGCGGGAGCAGGAGCAGGAGCCGCCCGCGGCCGCCGUCCAGGAGCCCGCGCAGGGCAAGGCGCGGCUGCGCUUCCAGUUCUUGGAACAGAAGUACGGCUACUACCACUGCAAGGACUGCAACAUCCGCUGGGAGAGCGCCUACGUGUGGUGCGUGCAGGGCACCAGCAAGGUGUACUUCAGGCAGUUCUGCCGCACAUGCCAGAAGUCGUACAACCCUUACCGUGUGGAGGACAUCACCUGCCAGAGCUGCAAACAGACCAGAUGCACCUGCCCUGUGAAAAUGCGCCAUGUGGACCCUAAAAGGCCCCAUCGUCAAGAUCUCUGUGGGAGAUGCAAAGGCAAACGCCUCUCCUGUGAUAGUACAUUCAGUUUCAAAUACAUUAUUUGAGAAGGAUAUUUUUGUUUAAAGGCUUCUGAUCUAAUUUUGCAAAUAGAGCCAAGACUACUUUUUUUUGUUUUUGAAGGAAUAUAUGAAAUGGUGAAGUGUAGCUAGAAAAACCUGCAAAUAAAGGUAUUGCAAAGCACUCCUUAAAUGUCAAGGCAGGAUGAUGUUUAACUUGUGAAGUGGCAAAUGUUAAAAACAAUGUAGCGUUGUCUUGAAAAUGAGGCGGAUUGCCCAUGGAAGUACUACUUGUCUUGUGGGUGUUCAUGCUAACAAAGCCAACUACUUCCUAACAGCAGCUGAGCUUCUGGAAAAUCCUAAAGAAUUUAAAUUUUGUAGGCAGCCAUGCUUCUUUGGAUACCUACAGGGAGAUGUCUCUGAGGUCAGUUUUUAAGGUCUGGGCUUACUCAAAGCAACAGGUAUUGUGCGAGAACUAAAUAUUCAAGUGUCCUAGUAUAGCAUUACAUUUUAAGCUUUUCUAGAGUUGCUGCUUAUUGCAGAAACAACAGAUGAAUGAAAAGAUUUGCCUGUUCCCAAGUUACUAGUUCAAGUAAGGGUCAUCCUUUUAAAAACUAAACAAAACUAACUCCUCAGUUGGUCUGCCUGCCUUCAUAAGCUAGCUCUGAGGAUAAAAAAAAAAAAAAAAAAAUUAAAUUAGCUGUACAAGCAGCUAUCGCUAGCUAACAGGGAUAUAGGGGAUCACUAAAGCAAAUAGUUGCAGAGGGUAUUGAAGCACUAACUUUUUAGUACAUGCCAUCUUUAAGUUUAGUUCUCUCCAAAAUUAUGCAUGUCAAAGGAUGAAGGCUUCUGCUUUAAGUGUUGGCUAAAGACUUUCAGAAUCUAACUUGCAUGAUUUGGUCUGCUUUAAUGGUGAGUAUAGAUCAGUUUUUGUAACUGGAUAACUGCUAAACUUCUAUCUUCCUGGGGAAGUAGCUUGUUUGCUUCUAUUCUUGUCAGCUUACCAAGCCAUCUAGCUGAUAGAUGCUGAAUGGCUGAAAGUAUAGUUCUCAUGGCACUUAAACUCUGCAAAUCCACUGCACUAGCAAAUUCACUAAUGUAUAAAAUAAUAUUUCAAAAGUUACUAAAAAUUGCUAGCAAAUGUCUUCCCCCCCCCCCCUUUUUUUUUUUGUAGAUGGAUUAUGCAUCCAAUUUUAUCCAUCUACCUCUAACUAGAUUUAAUAAGAAGUUAUAAGGUACUUCCCCAGCUUCAGAUGAGACUUUUGGAGGGGGAGAAGAGAGAUUUUAUUUAAUGAACUUUAAAAACAUUCUUUAUGGUUCUGUAAGGCUGUCUAGUAUACACAGCUAAAGCUUCUUGCAUAACUUCUGGUGGCCCCCAAGCCCAUUCUUUAUUGCUAAUACAGAAACCUGCCUGUAUUCCUCCCUGUGACCCCCCCCUGUUAUCUGUGAGCAAAAAGCCUCAAACUACAUGUUUUCUGACGUGUGGCCUCUGUCACCUGGCACUGACAGAACAGUGCAGUAGUUGAAGCACAGGAGCGAGCAAGCAAACAGUGGUGAAACCAAGGAAUUGCUACCCUCAAAAUAUUGGCCUCAAGCUCUUACCAUUGCAAACUUCAGUGAUUCUGUAUAGGAAGCAGCAUGUAACUCUUGACACAUUACUCAACACUACUAAACACCAGGAGCAACUCUUGCAUCUACUUUGACUAGCUUCAGUAUUUAGCAAUUGUUACAAUUUGACACUUAAUGUGACUUGCCAGUCUGUCAUAGCUGCAGGGAGGAGAUUUUUAUAAUUUGCUAUGGAUGUUAAGUUUAAUUCAACAGCACUAGAUAGCAAGCUGCUUUUUUGGGAGGGGUGGGAUGCUGGAAAAAAGUUAAGUAAUGUGAUGUUUUUGGAAGAUGGAACGCAUCUUCUAGAUUUGGCUUAUAGAACCAAUUUAAUAGAUUAAUACUUUUGAAGUAGGGCCUGCCAGAGGUGAUGAGAGUAUUUCAUGUACCACAUGCAAGGGAAAGACUAGCAGGCACUUCUCAUGCUUGGGUUUUCCUAUUUGAAAUGCUGCAGGUAGAGGCGAACUAACUUGUAAUCAUGGCAGAUGUGGACCUAAAGGGUUUGCAUUUAAAGUUCAGUACAGAAUUAUCUUGUUAAGUUUCUUCCCCCCCUCCCCCCAGUUCAAAACAUUUUAGCUGUUUGUAUCAUAAAAAUAGCUCUUACUGCAGAGAGUAAGUAGAAAAAACUGUCCUUAUUCCUGUUUAAAGGAUAUAAUUGUAAGAUGGAAAGUGUUUUCACUUCACAGUGCAACAGAUAUUAAAAAUGGCAUUAUUCCCUCCUG